Penicillium psychrosexuale is the source of this 369-nucleotide messenger RNA. RefSeq lists its product as uncharacterized. Lineage: Eukaryota; Fungi; Ascomycota; Eurotiomycetes; Eurotiales; Aspergillaceae. The coding region runs from base 1 to 369 and encodes 122 amino acids. The transcript has 3 exons. The record is from RefSeq and is a predicted model, not a curated record.
AUGCGAGUGGCUGAGAAGCACCCGGACCUUCCCCCUGGGUCUCUUGUCCUCGAAGAUCUUCUAGAAGUCGUUGGGCCUGUCGAACUCACCACGGACAAAAUCAGGACUGUGCCGCAUGAUCUCUUUGAGGAGGGCGUUUUACAGCCCGUUGAAGCGGAACAGAAAAUUCCCUCGAAGGCUCUGGGUGAUUUAAACCUGGAGGAGGUCGAGAGUAUCUUUGAGAUCCAGCCGCUUUCAUCGGAGAAUGAGGAGCUGGGAGAUGAGUGGGACUUACGACCCAUUCUCCGAGAGGAGUUCCAAAUCCCAGCUGCCUUUGACGAAUUCUACGGUUUCCUCAUGAAAUCCUUUGAAUACCUGGACGUUGCCUAA